UCGUUCGCACAUUGGCGGGCAGAACAGCGGCGCGGCCGCGAUUGAAUUGCGGUGCGGGAGGGCGCAGACAGAGCCGCCUCCAUGUGCGCUCAGCCAGCGGUUCCUCGGGCCGGGGCUGCCGCCGCAGCCACCGCCGGAACCAAGCUCACCCACCCGGGCAAGGCGAUCCUGGCCGGUGGCAUUGCUGGAGGUAUUGAAAUCUGUAUCACCUUUCCCACAGAAUACGUAAAAACACAAUUACAAUUGGAUGAAAGAGCAAAUCCCCCUCGGUAUAGAAGCAUUGGUCACUGUGUGAGGCUAACCAUUCAGGAACAUGGUGUGAAGGGUCUGUACAGGGGCCUAAGUUCUUUGUUGUAUGGCUCUAUUCCAAAAUCUGCUGUCAGGUUUGGAAUGUUUGAGUUCCUCAGCAAUAUUGCAAAGGAUUCAAAUGGGAAACUAGACAACAAAAGGAGUUUACUUUGUGGCCUUGGAGCUGGUGUUGCAGAAGCUGUCAUAGUAGUCUGUCCAAUGGAAACUAUAAAGGUGAAGUUCAUUCAUGAUCAGUCCUCUUCAAAUCCAAAGUACAAAGGGUUUUUCCAAGGUGUCCGUGAGAUUGUUCGGGAACAAGGCUUACGUGGAACAUAUCAGGGGCUGACAGCUACUGUCCUCAAACAAGGUUCAAACCAGGCUAUCCGUUUCUUUGUGAUGACUUCCCUUCGAAAUUGGUAUCUAGGUGAUAAUCCCCACAAAAAGAUGAAUCCAUUUAUUACAGCUGCAUUUGGUGCUACUGCAGGUGCAGCCAGUGUCUUUGGCAAUACUCCAUUAGAUGUCAUCAAAACCAGGAUGCAGGGCCUGGAAGCCCAUAAAUAUAGAAAUACAGUAGAUUGUGCCUAUCAGAUCCUCAAAAAGGAGGGCUUAUUAGCAUUUUACAAAGGAACAGUUCCCCGUCUUGGCCGAGUCUGUUUGGAUGUAGCAAUUGUGUUUGUUAUUUAUGAAGAAGUGGUCAACGUUCUCAACAAGGUCUGGAAAACUGCCUGAUGCUGCUUGUAUAAGGCUGACGAGGACAGUUUGGAUAGCUGGCUAGCCAAGUCCAAUGAGUGCAGAUCUAAAUUGAAUUUAUUGCCUGUGGUUUAUUAUCAUAGGUGUUUGAAAUGCAAACGCUAUUAUUCCAUCUUCAUUCUUUAAAGUGACAAAACUGUAAUCCAGGCCUUACACUACUUCAAAGUUUAUAAGUUGUAUGGUGUAGCGAAAAGGCUAGUAGGGCAAUAUUACUAACUGCAUACAUGCUGGCUCCUAACACAGCUGAAAUUGGUGAUCUUGGUAGGCAGAAAACCAAUUAAAGUAAAAACACUUGGCUAGAUUCUGCUGUUUACAUGAGUGUAUCUCUGGAUUAAUUUUGUUGACCAUUAAACUCCAAAGAGGCCCCAUCUAAACACAAUGCUGUGUCAAACAACUAGAAAUCUUUGGUUUGGUUUUAAAUGUAUUUUAGUUAAACCGUUAACCCAUGUAUGGACACUCUUUUAAUUUAAACCAGGCUUGUAUAGCUAAAUUUACCCUGACGCAGGGUGAACCACAAAACUAGUUUUAUGUCUAAUUAAAAGUGCACUGGUUCCAAAACAGAUUUAGGUAAUCUGAUUCUUAAAUAUGUGCAACUUGUGUGUGUAGACAAGGCUUGAGUGCCUUCAAUAGAGUUACUGUUUACCUCCACUGGUAUAAUUGAGAGCAGAGUCUGCCUCACUGUUCUUGAAAGAUCACAUAUGCUGAAAAAUUGGAGAAGGGCGCACGCUUCCCAUGCUGGCUGACAGCAUCUGUCAGGCUGAAUAGCAACUGUGUAAAUAGCUUUAUUUCUUAUUUAUUUAUUUUUUACUUUGGAGUUGGAUUUCUGGGCCAGGAGGAAUCCGCCUUUUGGGCUCCUGCUGUGAGAAUGGUAGACCAGCUUUCUGAUCCAAGGCACUAGAAGUGGCCAGGAAUACUUGGGACCAGAUCACUGGCCUAUAAUAGGGAUGUAAAUAUCGGUUAAAAAAGUUAACCUUUAAGACUAUUAAAAUUAUAUCAUUUAAUUGGUUAACCGCCGCCGCUCCAGCGCAGGGGCCCCGCUGGGGCUGAGGGCUUGGCUGGGGCUGUGGGGCUGGGAUUGCGCCAGCCAGCUAGCCCGACGCAGCUUGGACUGCUUUGGCCCAGCACAGCCGGCCCCUGGGGUUAACGGUUAAGGUCCAGUUAACGAUAAGCCUAAUGCUUACCGGUUAACCAUUUAACCUUUUACAUCCUUACUCUCUAAGGGCCCAGUCCUGCUAUAUUUACUUAAAUAAAGCUCAUGUUGAAUUCAGUGAGGCUUACUUGAGUAAGGACUGCAGGUCUAGCCCUAUUCUGAAAUUGCAGAAUAAAGUUUCCAAAACUUCUACAGGGUUUCAUGCUCUGUCUGUAUUCUGGUAACUUUACUCUGCCAUUGCAAUCUUACUGGAGAUCUGGCCCCAGGUUUCACUAGCCCCUGCUUCCAGCUUCUUGAGGGACAUCACUGAAAGUUGCUCUGAUGUUCUGUCUGGAAUAGGAACUCAGGGAGCUGCAUCUUCAAGGGUUAGAUAAUGCCCUAAAACAUAUUUUGUAGUCUUUGUAUUUAUGAAUGGAUAAAUAUGUUGGUUCUUAAGAUACGCUUUAGUAAUCAGCCUGCCAAACUGGAACACUGAGCAUGGCAGGUGGGGUUUUUGUCCCUGAAAGAGAGAAUAAACUUCAGACAUUAUAACACUUGUUCUUCAAAAAUGAUCCCAGUUGACCUCUUUAUUUUGGUGGUACGUUAAUCAUUAAGGCAUUUGAAGACGUUUUUAAUCUGUGAGCAUGGCUCCUCUGGGGAAUGGGGGUGGGGGAAAUACCUCUCUUAUGCUAGUGUAAUUUCAGAAUUACUUCAAGGGGUACACCAGUGAAUCUGAAGAUAAGUUGGGUCCGAGGUGCAUACAGUUUAAAAAAGACAAGCAUUAAAAAAAGUUGGGGAAAGGACCAAAUCAGUGUAGAGAUAAUGUCAUCUAACAUACUGUAUCCUAUAGCAUAGACUUGCUGUGGAAUUUAGACUUGGACAAGCCAGAAAAUGUCUGACUAGAGCUAAACUCACGGCAAUUUAGGCAAAGGAUCAUGUCCAAGCAAAGGUACUGUCCUGUCUCCUGUAGUAUCUGAACAUCCCUUCCUCUUGUGGUUCCCACCACUAGCAUUUGGUUGGAUUUGUCACCAAGUACAAGAGAUUGCCAUAUUGCAUCAAUUAAAAUUGGAAACUUAGUUGUAGAAGCUUCCUUUACUGUACAGGAAACUUGUGCCAGUCCACUCUCACUUGCUCUCACCAAGCAUUGGCCAACCGAGUGGUGCAUGUUUCUCUAUGAAUUGUCCAUUUACAUUCGAUAUUAAAGUAUUUCUAUAAUCUGAGACUUGCAGAUCAUUUGCUGCUGGGUUUUGGUGAAUACAAAGCACAUGCUGUCGAGGUUGGAAACAUACAGAGCAUAUUAGGAACUCCUCUAGAAUUGAGAGCCAUGUUAAGACCUAUAACAGGUGUUGCUUUUAACUGGCCAUCAAGGAAUACUGUAUUUAACACGUCUGCUGAAUUAUUGAAAUUUUAAGACACCAAGCUCUAAAGCUAUAUGCAUUACUUCAUAGCUGCCAUAAUAUGGCUCCUUUACAUAGUCACUGAUACCUCCAGAAUAGGCAGGGCUUCCACCUUCAUAACUUAAAGAAUAAUUUAUUGCCAAAGUCAUUACAACCCUCUUUACUGUCUCAAUAAACAGCAAGGCUGUCCCCAUGCGCUAUUGAUUGGAGUUCUCACAUUGACCAAAAUUGUGUCCACCAAAAUCACUCUAUAGUUGCCAAAACUUCUUGAUCCCCAGUGACUCAUCUGUCUUAACUGCGCCAUCAAAGGGACACCAGGUGAGUUCUCUUGGCCGACUGUUCUCUGAUUCUACAGCUCUACCUUCAACCUUAGGUGGUCUGCCAUUUAUAGCUGUAUCAGCCACUUCAACUCUGGUAUAGAUAACCAGUUCAGAGCCUUUGUAAAUGUUCCAAGUUCCUCAUUGCCACAGAGACUAAGUAUGAUUCAUUACUAAAAAUGGCUUUAGUGGCCACUUAGUUUCAGAGCUCAGCUGAGGAGGAAGCAAUGCCUAACAUGACAAACUACAGUGACUUAAAUAGUUAUAACAGUGGCUAUGGGAGUUGGCUCUGGCCUAUCAAAUAGAAAUCGCAAUAAAACUUUAAAUACUAGGACAUUACGCUUAAACAGGAGAGAGCUGAGGAAGUGACAGGAAAGCAUCAAGUCUGAUCAUGAAGUUUAAAUGUUGAGAGGGGUGACUUUUAGAAAUACUGACAGCUGUGUUGAGUUGUAUGUGGGUUUAGGGACUUAGUGUAUUUAGCUUUGUUCAUUUAGCCAUACUGGCUCAUAAGCCACCUAUUUUGUUAUCCUGAAUCUGCUGGACCAGAAAUAAAAACACGUCAUUUUCAGUUGUGGCAAAAUCAGAAUGAUUGUGUUUACCUACAGGCAGCAUCUUUACAAAUUGGCAAGUAAAAAUACUGUACAUAGUUAUGCUUAUUUGUACGAUACCUAGUAUUGGUUGGGUCAGUAGUAUAUGGACUUGCCGGUUGGUCUGGUCGGUAAUACGUGGAAUUACAAGAAGGUCUCUAAUUUUAUCCAUUACUGGGCACCGUAACCAGGGAAUGCUAUAUUGAUCAAUGCUUCAAGGAAAGACACUUUCUAAUGUUUGUGCCUUUUUAGUGUUUCUUUAACAUUUUAACUUGUUUGCUACAUUUAUUUUUAAUGUUAAAUAAUUGUUUACAAGUUCAAUCUUUUCUCUUUCAAAAAAAAAUAAAAACAUCUAAAUAUGGAGCUUCUUA
This is a messenger RNA of Malaclemys terrapin pileata, 4839 nucleotides long. RefSeq names its product tricarboxylate transport protein, mitochondrial-like. Gene Ontology annotation, biological process: mitochondrial citrate transmembrane transport. The record is from RefSeq and is a predicted model, not a curated record. Bases 82 to 1017 code for a protein of 311 amino acids. The transcript has 9 exons. NCBI's taxonomy places the organism in Eukaryota, Metazoa, Chordata, Testudines, Emydidae.